UGAUGGCAAGCCUUAGACUGGCAUUCAGUGUGAGCCUAGACUUGUGGUGACCUUCACUGACAGCUUAUCUCAAGAGUUGGCUAUCGAUUGGUUUGGAUUGUCGACUGAAUUAGGGCUCAAUUAUCCUCAAAACUAACCACAAAAUGCUGCGGAAGACUAUCUUAUCGCAAGUCUGCGCGAAGGGGAUCCGCUCCUUCAGCACCACUCCGGAGGUGCGUUCAAAAGUGGCCGUUUUGGGGGCGUCGGGAGGCAUUGGACAGCCGUUAUCGCUGCUCCUGAAGCACAGCCCACUCGUGUCGCAACUGAGUCUCUACGACAUCGCACACACGCCGGGAGUGGCCGCCGAUCUCUCCCACAUCAACACCAGAGCCAAAGUGACGGGUUAUGUGGGUCCGGAUCAGCUGAAGCAGGCGCUGGAG
Oppiella nova is the source of this 419-nucleotide messenger RNA. NCBI's taxonomy places the organism in Eukaryota, Metazoa, Arthropoda, Arachnida, Sarcoptiformes, Oppiidae. The record is from the annotation of a GenBank genome assembly.